Molecule: messenger RNA, 576 nt
Organism: Cantharellus anzutake
Lineage: Eukaryota; Fungi; Basidiomycota; Agaricomycetes; Cantharellales; Hydnaceae
Exons: 4
Coding region: 1-576 (191 amino acids)
Source: RefSeq, a predicted model, not a curated record
AUGAACGUCUUCACUGUGCUAUCGUCACUAUACACCGCGGUCACAGGUAGACUUUCAGACCCCGUCGUGUCGCUCGUGUCAAUUGGUCUUGCGACUUCUUCAUACGUCUUCUUCACACAGUUUGGAGCCCUCUCUUUUGGCCCAGUCGCAUUUGCGACUGAACGCAAGGAAGUUAUAUCAGAGGUACCCGAAUGCAUUGAGCUAUGGGGAUUCUAUACAGAUAGGGCAUCGAUUCGCAUAUCAGCCGCCGCCAUUCUGUCGUGUCUGUCGUUCCUCGCUGCAGCCAGGUCAUUGGACCCCUCGAAAUUCGAUGUCCAGCAAUUACUUCACAUCAACGCGACGGUUGCUUUCAGCGUCUUCCCAUGGGUUAUCACCAUAAUGUUACCAACUUACAAAAAGCUGUGGAGUUUCCGAGACAGGAUCAGCAGGAAAACGUCAGACAACUAUAUCCUCACAUCUGGAGAGUCACAAGAUGCCAUGGAUUGUAUCGACCACUGGAAAACAUUGAAUCUCGUCCGUGUCGCAAUCGGGUUUACGGCAUGGUUCUUGGCCUUCAUUGUCUUACUCCUCGUCUGA